Molecule: messenger RNA, 770 nt
Organism: Neohortaea acidophila
Lineage: Eukaryota; Fungi; Ascomycota; Dothideomycetes; Mycosphaerellales; Teratosphaeriaceae
Exons: 1
Coding region: 62-676 (204 amino acids)
Source: RefSeq, a predicted model, not a curated record
CCCUCCUCUCCCUCCCUUCCCUCACACUCCAUUCGCUACACACCAAGAGAGGAGCAACACAAUGGCAUCCGCAGCAGCAGGCGCAGCUCGUCGUGCCCCGACACGCGCCCCUUUCCUCGACCCCACCCAUCAACGCGGCCUCACCUCCCUUCUCUCCCGCACAUACGGUAAACCCGUACAUCUCAACCUUGUCCCGGUCAAAUUACCCCAUCACGACCCGGACAUCCUAGCCCAAUACAUGGUCCAAAAACUCCGCGACCGCAGAGCUCUCCCCCGCCGAAUCGUGCGCGACGCAGCCUGGAAAGCAGAACUCCCCACCGCCGAGCAACUAAUCCGCAAAGAGCGAGACCGGUACGCGCGCGAAGUAGAGCAGGCGCGCGACCCAUUAACACUCGCCAAACUGACGCACGGUGGCGUCGUGGAGUCCGUCACGGGGGUGUUGAAGGGUUUGACACUGAGCCAGGUCAGCUCGGUGGCGGCCAAGACGGCGGGCCGGUUGUCGCCGCGUAUCACUGCCAAUCGGGCGGAUGGCAAGGGGGCUAUUCGCGGGACGACGAAGAAGGCGCCGACGCAUAUGAUUCGCGGGACGGUGAAGGCGAAUACGGCGCAUGCGUUGCGCGCUGGCAAGCGGAGGAUUGGGGCUUAUGGUGUGCGAGUUACGCUGGGGUAUACUUGAGAUUGGUUUGAGAGUCGAGGAUCUUGAGAAUGUCGAGUGGAGAAUGAAUCAGGACUUGCUGUGCCCCUGGUCGAGCAUUGAGAAGGCCGGUGCG